Messenger RNA from Fusarium sp. VM40, 900 nucleotides. NCBI's taxonomy places the organism in Eukaryota, Fungi, Ascomycota, Sordariomycetes, Hypocreales, Nectriaceae. The record is from the annotation of a GenBank genome assembly.
AUGAGCAACUCCAAUGAAGAGGUCUUACCUGCUUGGGGUUCAUUGCCGGUCGAAAAAUACUUGCUGGCCAGAUGGGACUCUACAUCAACACUCUCCGUCACACAGCAACGAGAUCAACUUGUGCAGGCAUUUCUCAAGGAAGAUGACGUCUCACCGUUUACAUCCACCUUAUCUGGCGCAUCGCUUUCGACAGAUAUGCAGAACCUGAUCAACACUGUCCUUGUUCCAUGGCGGCCCCAGAAGCUGCGUCGCAUAGCUGAGAAAUACGCAUGCGACAUGGUAUUCGACAGCAUAGUUGUUCUACGGACCUACUACGGAGGUAUUAGUGAUGAUGCCAAGAUGAGUCGUUGGUUCUAUGAUGCAGCCGAGUCCUUCGAAGACUCUAACCCAGGGCAGGAUUUGUUUGGCGGCCUCGAAGACCGCUGGUGGCACGUUCUCGACGAUGCAUCGCUCUUCGAAACGGGUUCUGAGAAGUGGCAGAGCGUGUAUAACGUAUUGCCAGAACUGGCUACGCCUGCACUGCAGCGUCACUUCAACCAGUAUGUUGUCGAUUCCGUGAAGGAAGAGAUAUCAGAAAUUUUGGAAACUCGAGAGUCAGAUGAGGAUGAUUAUGAAGAUGCUGUAGCCGCAGCAGCUAUUCAAGGUUGCUGGCUACUUAUUCUCGACGAGGAGGCUUCCAAAGACGAAGAGAUGCUUCUUGUCUUCCGUGAUAUGAAGGGCGAUGUUGUGAGACAGAUAACUAUUAAGCCAGACGAAGUGGAAAAUCUUCCUCAUUACAGAUUGCGUGGGUCAAUAAGGGAAUCAGGCUAUUGGACAGACGCUGUAGUAGGUAAGAAGUACAAGUCACGCGGCGAGGUAAUGCGCACAGUUCUACCACUUGUCAAGGCCGAGCUCGAGUGA